GCCUCUCCCCCUACCAAAUCCUCCUCUCAUUCACACUAUGACGACCAUUCAUGCAUCUGCUCACGCAUGCAGACAAACAAAUCACACAUACGUCGAGGCCUUCAUUUUUGUGCCAUGAGCUCCACCUAUUUUGAAGACCCAGCAGUGCCCUUGUCUCAACAAGCCGCUACGGACCGCUUUUGUGAAGGCGGUGUCCAGCUUGACUUCACAAGCACUGGUCCGUGGGGUGAGGCAAAGUAG
This is a messenger RNA of Protopolystoma xenopodis, 240 nucleotides long. NCBI's taxonomy places the organism in Eukaryota, Metazoa, Platyhelminthes, Monogenea, Polystomatidea, Polystomatidae. The record is from the annotation of a GenBank genome assembly.